GGCAGCACAAUCAACACAGAGGAGUAUAAAGGUUCCGACCACUCAGAGACCUGGCACGAUCACUCACUCCCUCACUCACUCCCACACUCACUCACUCACAUCUCCCCCAGCUCACCUCCUCCCCACCCCAGCAUGGCCGCGUCCACCAUGUCCAUCUGCUCCAGCACUUGCUCUGACUCCUGGCAGGUGGACGCCUGCCAAGAGAGCUGCUGUGAGCCCCCCUGCUGUGCCCCCAGCUGCUGCGCCCCGGCCCCCUGCCUAAGCCUGGUCUGCACCCCAGUGAGCUGUGUGUCCAGCCCCUGCUGCCAGGCGGCCUGUGAGCCCAGCCCCUGCCAAUCAGGCUGCACCAGCUCCUGCACACCCUCAUGCUGCCAGCAGUCUAGCUGCCAGCCGGCUUGCUGCACCUCCUCCCCCUGCCAGCAGGCCUGCUGCGUGCCUGUCUGCUGCAAGCCAGUCUGCUGUGUGCCCGUCUGCUGCAAGCCUGUGUGCUGCAUACCUACCUGCUCUGAGGAUUCCUCUUCAUGCUGCCAGCAGUCUAGCUGCCAGCCAGCUUGCUGCACCUCCUCCCCAUGUCAGCAGUCCUGCUGUGUGCCCGUCUGCUGCAAGCCUGUCUGCUGCAAGCCUGUCUGCUGCAAGCCCAUCUGCUGUGUGCCCGUCUGCUCUGGGGCUUCCUCUUCAUGCUGCCAGCAGUCUAGCUGCGUGAGCUGUGUGUCCAGCCCCUGCUGCCAGGUGGCCUGUGAGCCCAGCCCCUGCCAAUCAGGCUGCACCAGCUCCUGCACACCCUCGUGCUGCCAGCAGUCUAGCUGCCAGCCGGCUUGCUGCACCUCCUCCCCCGGCCAGCAGGCCUGCUGCGUGCCCGUCUGCUGCAAGCCUGUGUGCUGUGUGCCCGUCUGCUGUGGGGCUUCUUCAUGCUGCCAACAGUCUAGCUGCCAGCCAGCUUGCUGUGCCUCUUCCUCCAGCCAGCAGGCCUGCUGUGUGCCUGUCUGCUGCAAACCUGUGUGCUGUGCGCCCACCUGCUCUGAGGAUUCCUCUUCCUGCUGCCAACAGUCUAGCUGCCAGCCAGCUUGCUGCACUUCCUCCCCCUGCCAGCAGGCCUGCCGUGUGCCCGUCUGCUGUAAGCCUGUCUGCUGCAAACCCGUCUGCUGUGUGCCUGUCUGCUCUGGGGCUUCCUCUCUGUGCUGCCAGCAGUCUAGCUGCCAGCCGGCUUGCUGCACCACCUCCUGCUGCAGACCCUCCUCCUCCGUGUCCCUCCUCUGCGGCCCCGUGUGCAGGCCUGCCUGCUGUGUGCCCAUCCCCUCCUGCUGUGCCCCCACCUCCUCCUGCCAGCCCAGCUAUUGCCGCCAGGCCUCCUGUGUGUCCCUCCUCUGCCGCCCUGUGUGCUCCCGCCUGGCCUGCUACAGCUUCUCCUCAGGCCAGAAGUCCAGCUGCUGACGGCCAUGUCCCCCAGGGCCAGCCGGGCUCAGGCCCCACCUCCCUGCCAGUCCUUGGAAGCCCCUGACCUCCCAGCCCACCCAGCCUCAGCACAGCUCAACGCAGAAGGAGCAGCCCCACCCACAGCCGCCCAGCCCUGGGGCGGAGUCUCAGAUGCACACUGGCUCCUCCCUGACCUCCCCCCCCCGGGCGGGCGAGUCCUGGCUGCUCCUCACGGUGCUUCCUGGCUGCAGACCACAACCCUCCGC
This is a messenger RNA of Gorilla gorilla gorilla (western lowland gorilla), 1679 nucleotides long. RefSeq names its product keratin-associated protein 10-9. Gene Ontology annotation, cellular component: keratin filament. The record is from RefSeq and is a predicted model, not a curated record. Lineage: Eukaryota; Metazoa; Chordata; Mammalia; Primates; Hominidae. Bases 133 to 1431 code for a protein of 432 amino acids. The transcript has 2 exons.